AUGGAUAGUUAUUAUUCAGGACUUGAAGAUCUGGAUGUAACUUUGAUUUCUGAUCAAAAUAUGGAUGAUUAUUCUGGAACUUUCAAGCUUCCAUUUAACAUUUCGUCUCUUGUUCAAGAAAAUCUAGAACCUCAAGAAAAUCUAUUUGGUCAAUCAGAAUUUACAUUCAAAUGUGAUGAAAAUUUUGAUCAAAUCAUAGAACAGUUAGUAAAUAAACAUGAAAGAAACUUUGGCAUUAAAGAAAUUAAUGAAGAAAUAUCUUCUAAAAUAGAAUCGGGAUGUCGAAUAAAUCUACCUAAUGUUGUUAUAUUGGAACCUGGACCAGCAUCUGAUAGCAACGCUGCCAUAUUCGAGUCAAUCAAUAUGUAUCUAAAAGAUUUUGAACAAGAUCAAAGAAUGAUGGCGAUUCAAGAUGAAUGCGAUAGAUUGUUGCUUUUAUAUAACAAAUUCAUGAGAGACAAUGUAGUUAGUACAGGAGAUCGAAAUACUAAACAAUACACUGAAGCUUUCUGGGAACUUGUUGAUGAACUUACCAGUGCAUUUAAUCACCCUGAUCUUACACAACAUAAUCUUUUCUGA
Molecule: messenger RNA, 579 nt
Organism: Dentiscutata heterogama
Lineage: Eukaryota; Fungi; Glomeromycota; Glomeromycetes; Diversisporales; Gigasporaceae
Source: the annotation of a GenBank genome assembly